AUGGAAAACCCGAAUCGUAUAGCCAUCAACUUUAAACGGUCGCGGCAGGGCUCCAUCGAGUCGCCGGAACGCGCCGAGGAGGCUGCUCAGACGGACGACCCGAAGGAUGAGACAAUCGAACGGACUCCCGAGGACAACUUCGAGACCUACGUCUAUGAGUUCGAGCGCAUGUUAUCAUGGGCGAUCAGCAGCCUCAACCGCUCGCGGGAUGAGCUGCUGGAUGUGUGCUUCGCGGCGUACCUCGAGAUAUACGUGAAGCUCUUCCGCACGUCGGCGGAAAGAGGUCGCAACUUCCUCAAGAUGUUCGCGUUCGUGUUCGAGGCGAAGUUCGGCCACUUCAUCGAGCAGCUGCUGGAAUUCGUGUUCCCCGACCAGCUGGCCAGCUCGCCGCUGGUCCGGCAGCGCGUCUUCCUGGAGAAGAAGCACUACUUGAUUCUCUCGAAAAGGGCCCGGAGAGUCAUUAUCGGCUGGUUGAACAACCAUGAGGGGUCCCUCCUGGACGAGGUCAUCAAGGAGAGCGUGGAGUUCCUCGACGGGGAGACGUUCAACCACAGCCAGGGUCACCUGUUCAGGAGGCACUUUAUCGCAAAACACGGGAUCGAUCCCACCACGGCGCACAAGUUCAAGCGACCGUUCCACGGGCUGUACAUCAGGGACCUCGACAACGAGUUCAGGUUGCACCAGUCCAAAAGCACAGAGCUGCUGGUCAAACCUGAGCUCCCGUAUCUGCCGUUGGGGCUCCCCGGCGAGCUGCUCGCCGAGGAGGUGCAGUUGGAGUACGGCAGGAAGAUUAUGGACACCAUCACUGGUGAGCGCGCCAUCAUGGAGGACCCCAAUAAGCUGGUGCCGCUCCCCAAGCAGGGCACCGACUACCACCUGUCGCUGCGGGGACUCUUGCACUGCCAGAGGGAGUGCAGGGUGCCCGAAGGAAGGUCCAUGCUGCUCAGCUACACGUUCCAGAACGUGCUCAGGAGCACCAGCUGCACCAUUUCCUCUUUCGACGGCAGGUUCGCCGCACUGGGUCUGGAUGACGGCGGGAUACUGCUGUGGGACCUGGUUACUUCGGAGUGCUCUAAUGCCGUAAAGGACGUGGCGCCAGUUUUGGGCGAGAGCAUCGCCGCGCGUUGCGUUUCGAAGUGCGCCGGCAACAGCAUUGUGGCCCGGAUGAUGCACAGCAAGAGCGCGCCCGCCGACGGCGCCCAGCAGAAGGAUGGUGCCGGUUCCGGCGAGGGCAUUUUGUACGGGCAUGAUGGUUCGGUGCAGAGCCUUAAGUUUGGCGAAUCUGGCCAGGUGUUGCUUUCCGGCGGAGUGGAUGGUGAGUUGCGACUGUGGGUCCUGGGCUCCAGAUCUACUCGGUGCGUUUACCGCGGUGGGGAUACCCCUGUCAUGGAGAUAGACUACGCUCCAUACGGGUAUUACUUCGCGUCGUGUGAGGCGGAUGGUGCCGCCAGGCUGUGGGCCACCGACCGUAGCUUCCCGCUCCGGCUGCUGCGAACUGCACAGGCCGACUGCCUGGGUCUCAAAUUCCACCCCAACUCGUCGGUGCUGGUCACGUCGUGCUCCGACGGCAACAUCCGGUUCUGGGACCUGCGCUCGUCGGGAUGCGAGAUGGUCAUGGAGGCCGCCCCCUCCGGGUUCACUUACAACCACGCCUACGGCAACACAAUCGCAUUCGCCAAAAACGGGCGUCUCUUCGCUUCCGCCAACGGCCCGCACGUAUCGGUGUUCGACCUCUACCAGAAGAAACGGAUGCAGCUGUUACUGGGACACAAAGAUCCGGUCCUCUCCAUGGACUUCAACCACGGCACCUCGGAGCUUGCCGUCUCGGACGGCAGCGUGAUCUCGCUCUGGAAUCUCAAGGGUAAGUCGCAAUUUUGCACGCCUCAUAGUGUGUCAGGAACGCGUGAAUGGCCCACAGAGAUUGUAGAUACGGGUCGGCGGGACCCGUUCACAAAGAGCAUGGAACGGUUAUCUCAGUUCAACGACACCGGCGCCAUCAGGCUCACCAGCGCGUUCCGGUCCACCGACUCGCAGAUCAGGGAGCUCGCAUACACGCCAGAAAACGUGCUGCUCACGCUCGGCAUAUCGUCAUUGCGCGAUGUCGACAUGUGA
Babesia ovata is the source of this 2112-nucleotide messenger RNA. Its product is annotated as WD G-beta repeat containing protein. Gene Ontology annotation, molecular function: protein binding; RNA polymerase II general transcription initiation factor activity. The record is from RefSeq and is a predicted model, not a curated record. Bases 1 to 2112 code for a protein of 703 amino acids. Lineage: Eukaryota; Apicomplexa; Aconoidasida; Piroplasmida; Babesiidae. Gene Ontology annotation, cellular component: transcription factor TFIID complex. Gene Ontology annotation, biological process: transcription initiation at RNA polymerase II promoter. The transcript has 3 exons.